AAGGCAGGGAAACGCGGCGCCUUGAACGUUUGGAGCUUGUGAACGCCAUGAGCAGCGUAGGCGUCGCGCGCGUUUACCGGGGCACGUUCGCGCACUCCACACGGGACUCGGCGCUGCGCGUGCUCACCGACUUCGUGCUGGGGGUGAACGAGCAGGGCAAGAUCGCCUUUUUUGAGGAAGGUCAGAAUGUGGAAAGUCUCUCGCACCAAUGGGGCUUUGACACGUCAGAUAUUGAACAGCUCGGGUCUCAUGAGUUUUUCAUCCCGGGAAUGGUGGACACACACAUUCAUGCUUCGCAGUACAUUUUCUCGGGUACACACCUGGACUUGCCGCUCUUGGAUUGGCUCAAAACAUACACGUUCCCUGUGGAGUUGUGCUACGAGGACCUGGACUUCGCCAAGGAUGCCUAUACCAAAGUCGUGAGAAGAACGUUAAGCAAUGGCACCACGACCGCAUGCUAUUUCGCUACUAUACAUACAGACGCCUCGCUGCUGCUUGGGCGAAUUGCAGAUGACUUCGGGCAGAGGGCUCUCAUAGGGAAGGUGUGUAUGGACCGUAACAGCAUGGUCCCAGACUAUAAAGAACUAACAGAGGGAUGCAAAGACGAGACGGAUCGUUUUGUCCAUGAACUACUCAAGAAAAAGUAUGCUCUCGUAAAGCCUGUAGUGACGCCACGCUUUGCCAUAUCGUGUUCCUCCUCCCUGCUCAGCAAUCUGGGAAAGAUUGCCAAAAACUAUGAUCUUCACAUUCAGAGCCACAUCAGUGAGAACAAACAUGAGGUGCAGUUUGUAAAAGAGCUCUUUCCAGACUGCACAUCCUACACAGACGUCUAUGUGAAGCACGGCUUGCUCACAGACAAGACGGUGAUGGCUCAUGGUUGCUACCUGACUGAUGAAGAGCUGAAGAUCUUCCAUGAAAGAGGAGCAGCAGUAUCUCACUGUCCCAACAGUAACAUCUCAUUGAUCAGUGGAAUGCUUAACGUAAGGAACGUUCUAAAGCACAAAGUCAAGUUAGGCUUGGGCACAGAUGUCGCAGGCGGUUACUCCUCGUCCAUGCUGGAUGCUAUUCGCAGAGCUGUGGACACCUCUAAAGCCUUGUGCAUGCAGGACGCUCAGCUUCAGCCCCUCAGCUAUAAGGAAGCCUUCCGUUUGGCUACGCUGGGAGGCAGUGAGGUGCUCUCAUUGGAUGAUUGCAUUGGAAACUUUGCGGUCGGAAAGGACUUUGAUGCCCUGCGUGUGAACCUAUGCGUUCCUGGAAGCCCGGUCGAUUUGUUUCCUGGAGAUGACCCUGAGGUUAUUUUGGAGAAAUUUCUAAAUCUUGGUGAUGAUCGGAACAUCGUCGAGGUUUACGUGGCCGGUAAACAAGUGGUUCCUUUCCCUGACUCCUACUGAUUUUUCCGAAAGCUUUGUGGAAGCAGACCACCAACCAUGAGACAUUAAAAUGGUGCUCAUAUCUUAUCUUAUACAUUUUUAUUUAUGGACAGUUUUAGUUUGUUUUUUAAACUGUACUUGCUGCUCAUAAGAAAUAAAAGAGAUAUUUUACUGUU
Molecule: messenger RNA, 1546 nt
Organism: Hemibagrus wyckioides
Lineage: Eukaryota; Metazoa; Chordata; Actinopteri; Siluriformes; Bagridae
Gene: gda
Product: guanine deaminase
Exons: 14
Coding region: 48-1391 (447 amino acids)
Biological process (GO): guanine catabolic process
Cellular component (GO): cytosol
Molecular function (GO): zinc ion binding; guanine deaminase activity
Source: RefSeq, a predicted model, not a curated record